Coturnix japonica (Japanese quail) is the source of this 1049-nucleotide messenger RNA. RefSeq names its product chromosome transmission fidelity factor 8 (gene CHTF8). The record is from RefSeq and is a predicted model, not a curated record. Gene Ontology annotation, biological process: mitotic sister chromatid cohesion. Gene Ontology annotation, cellular component: Ctf18 RFC-like complex. Lineage: Eukaryota; Metazoa; Chordata; Aves; Galliformes; Phasianidae.
UGACUUGAUCCCCCGGUGAACGGAAGAGGAAGUACGGAGGAGAACGGCGGGACAUUCGGGCGUGCGGGGCGGGGGGGAGAGAGAGCAGCGACCGGACAGUGGGACGGGACUCCUCCCAUCCCGUUCCCUCGCAGUGCUCUGCAGAGCCCACGCUAUGGUGCAGGUCAUCGUCUCCAGUGCCGGUGCGGGCUGCCUGCAGCGCUGGGUGCUGCUGGAGCUGCAGGGAGACGUGGAGCCGCGCGGGGGCGGUGAGCUGCCCGGGAGUCUGCUGGGAGACCUGCACUACACGCGGGAGGGCAUCCCCGUGCUCAUUGUGGGCCAUCACAUUCUAUACGGGAAGGUGGUGCAGCUGGAGAAACCCUUUGCUGUCCUGAUGAAGCAGGCAGCCGACCCUGCGGGGACGCGCUACGCUGUUACCGCCCUCAUCAAGACCAAGCUGCUCUUCAAAACAAGGCCCAAGCCCAUCAUCACCAACGUGCCCAAGAAGGUUUGAGGACACAGACCUGCCACACAGGAGCAAUGCUGUUCCUUUGCUGUGACACUGCCGAGGACGGCUGGGGCAUGAACUCAUCACCUACCUUAGGCACGGUGCAUCCUGCAGGGCCAGGCUGUGCCCCCACUGGGGGCUGCACAUGACUGCCACCAGCACUGCCUCAAGCACAGAACUCAGCUCUGCAGCCUUGCACAUGGUGCUGCCAGCUCUGCCCAUCCUCCUGCUCUUGCCAGGAUGGCUUGGGUUCACUCUCAAGCUGGCUGCCACCUCAUAUUCCCUUCUAAAGUCACCCCUCCAUCCAGCAGAGCUGCAGACAGGGUCUGCCACUUCUGUCUUAGCACCUUUCCCCCUUCAGUCACCCCAAACCUGGGGGUCCAAGUGCAGUUGGGCAGGGGGAGCAGGGAUGACACACCAUCUUUCCUCUGUGCAAGUCUUUAUUGUGUCAAAUCCACCAGGAUAUAAAAAACAGACUUCUCAAAAUAUGAAAAAAAUAUGAGUUAAAAAAUAAAUAGAUUUACAAACAAUCAGCAAUAAAGUGUAAAUACGAAAAGAGCUA